UUAAAACCACUUUAUUAGAUACUGAAAAUAAUAGAUGAGAUGUUCUAUCGUGUCAUAUUCAUAAAGCGUCUUUUGCAAAGUACAUGAUAAAUUAAAAUAAAUUCAAAAUUAUAGUCUAUAUUGAAAUUUGAGGCAUAGAAAUUGAUUUUUUAAUAUCAGGACUUUAAUUUUAAAAUGAAGUUUUUGUCAGUCGAGUGUAGAAAUUUAAUAUCUCGGUAGAGUAAAUUUUCACAUCGUGCUCCGCUAGAGUAUAUAAUUUUAUGUUCUCCGUGCCAUGUAUAAGACUAAUUUUAUUGUUAUAUGCGGUGAUGCCAACCGAUUGAAAUUUUUCCCCAAGCAUAUUUUAAAAUCCCCUAAACUCACACUGAUACCCAAGUUUUUUUGUGAUAUUCUAUUGUUUAAAGUAAUAACUUUAAUACAUGAAAAGUCCAAUUAAAUAUUUUUAAUAAAUUAACUUACUUGCAUAUUUUAAUUAUAAUGAAAUAGUUUUAAAUAAAAAAGUUAUAUUAAAAUGUAACAUAGGAUUGAUAAAAAAACUUGUGUAUUGCCUUUACAUAAGUAAAAUUCCGGUUAAAGAAGUUAUUUAUUUUCUCCCUAAAACUUUUUAUCCCCGAUAUAAUCCCCUUAUUUUAAUUUUUCUCCUUAAAUUUAGGAAAAAAUUUCCCAAGCUGGCAUCACUGGUCAUGUCAUUAUCAUUUGAUUCUUUUGUGGCGAGGCUGAGUUAAAAACUUAUGUUAUAAAAAAUGUCGAUUUUAGCUAGCCCUUUAUCUGUAGCCGGUUCCAGAACAACUGGAAGUUCAGUUCGUACCCAAAAUGUUAUGGCUGCAUCUACAAUCGCAAAUAUAGUUAAAAGUUCCCUCGGGCCUGUCGGCUUGGAUAAAAUGUUGGUAGAUGACAUUGGAGAUGUUACAGUUACGAAUGAUGGAGCCACAAUCUUACGUUUAUUGGAAGUUGAACAUCCCGCUGCUAGAGUUUUAGUUGAAUUGGCUCAAUUACAAGAUGAAGAAGUUGGAGAUGGUACAACUUCUGUUGUAAUAAUUGCAGCAGAAUUGCUUAAAAAUGCCGAUGAAUUAGUGAAACAAAAAAUUCAUCCAACAUCGAUUAUAAGUGGUUACAGAUUGGCAUGUAAGGAAGCAUGCAGAUACAUUCAAGAUCAUUUAACAAUCCCCGUUGAAGAGCUGGGAAAAGAAUGUAUUGUUAAUGUUGCUAAAACUUCAAUGAGUUCAAAAAUUAUUGGAGCUGAUGCGGACUUUUUUGCACAAAUUGUAGUAGAUGCAGUGAAUGCAGUUAAAGUGAGCGAUGCUAGAGGUAAUAAUAUGUAUCCAAUAAAAGCUGUCAAUGUACUUAAGGCACACGGUAAAAGUGCAAGAGAGAGCUUUCUUGUUCCUGGUUAUGCCUUAAAUUGUACAGUAGCCAGUCAGGCAAUGCCGAAAAAAAUAGUAAAUGCUAAGAUUGCCUGCUUAGACUUCUCAUUACAGAAGGCCAAAAUGAAGAUGGGUGUACAAGUUUUGAUCACUGAUCCCAAUCAACUUGAAGCUAUACGUACUAGAGAACUGGAUAUUACCAAAGAACGUAUUCAGAAGAUCCUUUCGACUGGUGUGAACGUUAUAUUAGUAUCUGGUGGUAUAGAUGAUUUAUGUUUGAAAUAUUUCAUUGAAAAUGGAGCAAUGGGAGUGAGACGAGUUAAAAAAGUUGAUUUAAAAAGAAUUGCCAAAGCUACUGGUGCAACUUUUGUUACAUCACUUAGUAAUAUGGAAGGUGAAGAGAGUUUUGAUUCUAGUAUGGUAGGAGAAGCAGCGGAAGUUGUACAAGAGAGAAUCUCAGAUGACGAAUUGAUUAUUAUUAAAGGUCCAAAAGCCCGAACUGCAGCUUCAAUUAUUCUUCGUGGUCCAAAUGAUUUUUAUUGUGAUGAAAUGGAACGUUCAGUACAUGAUGCUUUAUGCGUCGUGAAACGCGUGCUGGAAUCUAAAAGUGUAGUAGUGGGUGGAGGUAGUGUAGAAGCAGCUCUAUCGAUAUACCUGGAAAAUUUCGCUACUACAUUGAGUUCAAGAGAACAGUUAGCCAUUGCUGAAUUCGCUAGAAGUUUAUUGGUUAUUCCUAAAACUUUGGCUGUUAACGCGGCACAGGAUGCUACCGAUCUAGUCGCUAAAUUGAGGGCCUACCAGAAUUCCAGUCAAACAAAAAAAGAUCAUGCUCAUUUGAAGUAUGUUGGACUAGAUCUUAUUGAAGGUACUGUUAGAGAUAACAGGAAAGCUGGUGUAUUAGAACCUACAAUGUCCAAAGUAAAAUCAUUAAAAUUCGCAACGGAGGCUGCAAUAACCAUAUUGAGAAUCGAUGACAUGAUCAAAUUGGACUCCGAACAAAAAGGUGGAAAGAACUACCAACAAGCAAUGGAAAGUGGAGAAUUAUACAACUGAAUACAUGUACUUUAAACGUAUUACUAAUUUAAAUAUUUUGAAAAGCUUGUAAUCAAUCGUUCACAUUUUUUUUUAAUAAAUCUUAACAACACUCAA
Diorhabda carinulata is the source of this 2513-nucleotide messenger RNA. RefSeq names its product T-complex protein 1 subunit alpha (gene CCT1). Gene Ontology annotation, biological process: protein folding. The record is from RefSeq and is a predicted model, not a curated record. Lineage: Eukaryota; Metazoa; Arthropoda; Insecta; Coleoptera; Chrysomelidae. The transcript is spliced from 7 exons. The coding region runs from base 744 to 2417 and encodes 557 amino acids. Gene Ontology annotation, molecular function: ATP-dependent protein folding chaperone; ATP hydrolysis activity; ATP binding. Gene Ontology annotation, cellular component: chaperonin-containing T-complex.